AUGGAAUCUGAGGAAGGCGGUGACGGUGUGAAUUAUAGUGGGAAUUUUGUCAGCGAUACGUUUUUUCCUACAUUUGACGAUGUAGUUACAUGGGCUGAUGAUGUUUCCAUAAAAUUGGGAUUUAUAUUGGUGAAAUCGUCUUAUAGCAAAACCAGAGAUGGUCGGCCGUAUCGGUGUUUGCGGUGUGAUCGGUCACGAAGGAGCAAGCCGAGAGAUUUGGAGAACGCGAUACGGAAGGACACCAAAACCAAAGCUAAUGGUUGUCCAUUCUACAUCAAGAUAUAUUAUGAUGUCAGCACCGAAAGUUGGAAGAUCAAUGCGAAAAAUGAUCACACCGGGACACAUAACCACCCAAUGAUUGUGUACCCAGAGGGUCACCGUAAAGUGAGCGGAUUGAGUCCGGGUGCAAAACAGGUUGUGCGGGACAUGACAAAGUCCAAGGUUGCUCCCCGUAACAUCAUGUCCACUAUUGCCGAGCAAUUUCCUGAUGAUCAUCCAAACAUCCGACACAUUUACAAUUGUCGAAAUGACUUCAUGAUGGAGAUGUCCGAAGGAAGAGGAGUUGUUCAGCAAUUUCUUCAUCUGGCGAGAGAGAGUAAAUACAUUUACUGGGUCACGAACGAUGAUCACAACGUUUUGCAACAUGCAUUUAUGGUGCACCCGAUCAUGGUCAACAUACUCUGCACAUACCCACAUGUCAUAGGUAUGGAUUCUACUUACAAGACCAAUCGAUAUAACAUGCCUUUCUUUGAGAUAGUAGGCGUGACACCGACAAACCAGAAUUUUCUAGUUGGAUAUGUUUUCAUGCGCGACGAGUGCACGGCUAGCUAUCGGUGGGUGUUACAGAGAUUAAGGGAGUUGAUUGGGUUUGAUAAAGAGCCAUCUGUAUUUAUUUCAAACCGUGAUCUUGAGCUAUGUGCGGCUUUGAGAGAAGUCUUUCCACGGACGUCACAUUUACUCUAUCUAUGGAACAUCAACAGAGAUGUGGAGGCUAAGGUGACGAAGAUGUUUGGAAACAAGACGGUUGGUGUCAGUUUUAGAGCUGGGAGAUGGUUCAAAAUCGUGAAUGCAACAACACGGGCGGAGUAUGAUCGUGCUCUAGCUGCCAUGCAAGUUCUUCACUUUGGUAACACCACCAACUGCAGAGUUGAGAGCCAACAUUCAGCAGUGAAAACUUGGUUUGAAUCAUCCACAGAAUCAUUGGCAGGUGCUUUGGAUAUCGUAUGGGCCCGAGUCCAUUGUCAUAUCGGUAAUCGCAUCAUACAAAUUCGUAAUGACUUGAAGGCAUCAAGGUCUAAAAUUGGUCAGAUGUACAGACAGUUGCCACUGUCACGUAUAAAUGGCAAAGAGUCUCAACAUUGCUUGAAAGUUCUGGAUAAGGAGACGAAAAGGAUGCGGGAUUUGAGUUACCAGGUCCAUGAACGGUGUGGAUGUGCUAUGCGUGUGACCCAUGGUCUUCCAUGUGCUUGCUAG
Chenopodium quinoa (quinoa) is the source of this 1473-nucleotide messenger RNA. RefSeq names its product protein FAR1-RELATED SEQUENCE 5-like. The record is from RefSeq and is a predicted model, not a curated record. Gene Ontology annotation, biological process: regulation of DNA-templated transcription. Bases 1 to 1473 code for a protein of 490 amino acids. The transcript has 3 exons. NCBI's taxonomy places the organism in Eukaryota, Viridiplantae, Streptophyta, Magnoliopsida, Caryophyllales, Amaranthaceae.